CUAGCUUCAACAAGGACCGCCAUCAUUAGUUUCGAACUGAUUAUUGUGGGUUUAUAUACUGAAGAGUUGUGGAUUAUAGUGAAGAAGAUUCCAAGGAAAAUAUUUAUUUGAUAUACACAGCAACUGGUCCUGAAUAAUUUGAGAACAGUUUAUUAAGCAUAGUAUGUCCGUUGACUCAAGACUUGCAAGGACUUUAUCAGAAAUGAAUCCAUCCACGAUCGCUGCCAUGAUGCCUCAUCUGCCGUAUUAUUACACUGCCGGACAACUCAAAUCAUGUCAUUCCGCUCUCAUGGCGAACUCAGCAGCAGGAGGUUCCCCAUCACUUUUUAGUAUCGACAGCAUCUUGGCUCCACGGCCCGUCCCAGCCCACAGACCAACAGCCUAUUUCCCAUAUCCAGGCAUCACCCCAGGUCCCUAUGACUUAUUUGCUGCCGCUGCUGCUGCAUACCCAUCUCCAUUCCCCGGCUUCCUCUCACCUGCUGAUCUUGCACGUGCUGGCCAGAAACGAAAGAGGCGUCACCGAACAAUCUUCACAGAAGAACAGCUAGAACAGUUGGAAUCUACCUUUCACAAAACACAUUACCCAGACGUCUUACUUAGAGAGGAACUCGCUAUUAAAGUAGACUUGAAAGAAGAACGUGUCGAGGUUUGGUUCAAAAACCGACGUGCCAAAUGGAGGAAAACCAAGCGAGAGGAAGAAGCUGCCAGAAGAGCACAGAAAGGGUUAGAACCCGAAAAAAACAUCACAGAAAGUGAUGCCGACGUCUCAAUAUGUGUUGAUGACGAAACAAAAGACAAUAAUGACUGUGACAGUCAUGAAUCAGUAAAUGUCGAUAGUUGUGAUGAACUUUCUCAAACCGCAAAAAGUGAUGAUGAUGAUUUGUCCGAUAAUGACUUUAGUGCAUCAAGUCCCCAUAGUAAACAACUUGACAGUCCUGGCCCUUCAUCGACGUCAUAGAUGUCGCGAACUACGUUAAAUCAUUUUAAUAUGGGCCCAAGAGUUCCUGUUUAAAAUCGAAGGAGAAUAAAUUUCUCAUUCAUGUGCUCAUUGACAUUAAUAUUUACUGUAUGUUUUAUGUGUAUUUUGUGGUUAUUCUGCUACUUAACCAUUGGACUAUUAAUUGUAUAGCUUCGUACAGUAGCAUGUGGAGUGUGUAUGUGUUUAUGUUCAGAUUUCCCGAAAAGUGGGGCGUUUUCAAAAGAAAUUUCCCCUUUUACUUUUUAUAUCCUUUCGGUAUAACGCUAAUUCACCCUUUGAAAAUAUUAAAUAUUACACUAGAAACUAGCAAUUUUUACCUAUUUCUAGUGAACUUUAUUUCACUUUAGUGUAUAUUCGUAACAGUGGUGACCCCCCCCCCCCCCGCCCCACCUUCCUUAUUAUUCAUCUUGUAUGUAGUUUUUUUUAUAUGGUUGAUUCGAUUGUUUUUGUUAAAGAAUUAAUCCAUAUUGAAUGUGUUUUAAAUAUUAUAGUUAUAUUUAUGAAAUAAUUGUAGUAGAUAUUUAAAAUUGUACAAACAUGGAAAUUUACCAAAUGAUAUUAAACUAUCGAAAAAAGAAA
Patella vulgata (common limpet) is the source of this 1558-nucleotide messenger RNA. Its product is annotated as homeobox protein goosecoid. The coding region runs from base 164 to 958 and encodes 264 amino acids. The transcript has 3 exons. Gene Ontology annotation, biological process: regulation of transcription by RNA polymerase II. Gene Ontology annotation, molecular function: RNA polymerase II transcription regulatory region sequence-specific DNA binding; DNA-binding transcription factor activity, RNA polymerase II-specific. The record is from RefSeq and is a predicted model, not a curated record. Lineage: Eukaryota; Metazoa; Mollusca; Gastropoda; Patellidae.